AUGGAUAUAACCGAUGCGGCCGAAGCCAUGUUCAACGAUUGGUAUGCGGAGUGGAUUUCUUAUAAGCGCGGUUUCGCGUACCUUCUUUUCGUCGACCUCUACUUGCGAAAGCAUAGUUAUUCAUACGAUUUCGCUACGGCCGGGCCGCUUGACUUGAUUGUCGUUGGCCUGGCCAAAAGAAACAGGCAAGGAGAGAAUGUUCGCGCACGCGACUGGCUCAAGUGUCUGAAGAAGUCUCUAGGAAACGACGAGUUCCCUAUCGAGGAACACUUUGAAGGCAUGCUCCGCGGCCGUCAGAUUCUUGAUUUCAAUGGUCUUUUUUUGGGCGAUCCAUCAAACGAAUUGAAACCCGGUCAGCUCCCAAUCAUGCAAUUUGGCUUCGAAAAGCGUAGUCUCAACUCUCGUGUCAUUACCGGAUUGAUUCCCGAAUCACCGGCGGCUGCUGCAGGCUUGUGGGAAGGAGCUCAUAUUGUUAGCACAUCACGGGCCAGUGAUUGCAUUGAUAAUGUCCGCGAGACUUACAAGGUAGUUAUUCAAAGUGGUGAUCAAACACGCCUUAUCGAAUAUUUCCCUCGCACGAAGCAAACGGCACCAGCCUGGCAGUUGGAGGAAUAG
Molecule: messenger RNA, 615 nt
Organism: Colletotrichum spaethianum
Lineage: Eukaryota; Fungi; Ascomycota; Sordariomycetes; Glomerellales; Glomerellaceae
Exons: 1
Coding region: 1-615 (204 amino acids)
Molecular function (GO): protein binding
Source: RefSeq, a predicted model, not a curated record